This is a messenger RNA of Microsporum canis CBS 113480, 6864 nucleotides long. RefSeq names its product acetyl-CoA carboxylase. NCBI's taxonomy places the organism in Eukaryota, Fungi, Ascomycota, Eurotiomycetes, Onygenales, Arthrodermataceae. The coding region runs from base 1 to 6864 and encodes 2287 amino acids. Gene Ontology annotation, biological process: fatty acid biosynthetic process. Gene Ontology annotation, molecular function: ATP binding; acetyl-CoA carboxylase activity; metal ion binding. The transcript is spliced from 5 exons. The record is from RefSeq and is a predicted model, not a curated record.
AUGCCGGAAAGCAAUUCAGCGUCUGUCAAUGGCUACGGUAGCGCGUACGCUGCCAAACAUAAUCUCCCUUCACAUUUUAUCGGUGGAAAUCGGUUGGAUCUAGCUCCUCCGGGUGCGGUCAAGGACUUUGUGGCUAAGAAUGACGGCCACUCUGUCAUUACAUCUGUCUUGAUUGCAAACAACGGUAUUGCGGCCGUCAAGGAAAUUCGAUCAGUGCGGAAAUGGGCGUACGAGACCUUUGGCGAUGAGCGGGCGAUCCAGUUUACCGUCAUGGCCACGCCGGAGGACUUGAGGGCGAAUGCAGACUAUAUUCGUAUGGCAGAUCAAUACGUAGAGGUCCCUGGUGGAACUAAUAAUAAUAAUUACGCAAACGUCGAGCUGAUCGUCGACGUUGCGGAACGAACGGGUGUUCAUGCAGUCUGGGCUGGAUGGGGACAUGCGUCUGAAAACCCCAAGCUCCCCGAAUCCCUUGCCGCUUCACCCAAGAAGAUCAUCUUCAUCGGUCCUCCUGGUAAUGCGAUGCGCUCUCUCGGAGAUAAGAUCUCUUCUACGAUAGUUGCUCAGCACGCGGGGGUUCCCUGCAUUCCGUGGUCGGGCACGGGCGUAGAUGAGGUCAAAGUCGAUGAGGAGGGCAUCGUUACCGUGGAUGACAGUGUUUAUGAUCAGGGCUGCACCCAUUCUCACGAGGAAGGCCUCAAGAAGGCUCGCGAGAUCGGAUUCCCGGUCAUGGUCAAGGCUUCUGAGGGUGGUGGUGGAAAGGGUAUCCGCAAGGUUGACUCUGAAGAGAACUUUGAGGCUCUCUAUAAUGCCGCUGCUAGUGAGAUUCCUGGAUCUCCCAUCUUCAUCAUGAAGCUUGCUGGAAACGCUAGACACUUGGAAGUCCAGCUUCUCGCUGAUCAGUAUGGCAACAACAUCUCCCUCUUUGGCCGUGAUUGCUCUGUCCAGCGAAGACACCAGAAGAUCAUUGAGGAGGCCCCCGUUACCGUCGCUAAACAGGCUACCUUCCAGGAGAUGGAGAAGGCUGCCGUUCGCCUCGGUCGUCUUGUAGGCUACGUCUCUGCUGGUACCGUCGAAUACCUCUACUCCCAUGCGGAUGACAAGUUCUACUUCCUCGAGCUCAACCCUCGUCUACAAGUCGAGCAUCCUACCACCGAGAUGGUCACCGGAGUUAACCUGCCAGCUGCCCAGCUCCAGAUUGCCAUGGGUCUUCCUCUCCACCGCAUCCGUGACAUUCGUCUUCUCUAUGGUGUCGACCCCAACACCUCUUCCGCCAUCGACUUCGGCUUCUCCAACGAGGAGAGCACCAAGGUUCAGCGUCGUCCCCAGCCAAAGGGCCAUACCACCGCUUGCAGAAUCACGUCCGAGGAUCCGGGUGAGGGCUUCAAGCCUUCCAGCGGUACGAUGCACGAACUGAACUUCCGAAGUUCCUCGAACGUCUGGGGCUAUUUCUCUGUGGGUACUGCUGGCGGAAUCCACAGUUUCUCUGACUCCCAGUUCGGUCACAUCUUCGCCUACGGAGAGAACCGAUCUGCUUCUAGAAAGCACAUGGUUGUUGCUCUCAAGGAAUUGAGUAUUCGUGGUGACUUUAGAACUACGGUUGAGUAUCUGAUUAAGCUGCUUGAAACUCCUGCUUUCGAGGACAACACCAUCACCACCGGAUGGCUGGACGAGCUCAUCACCAAGAAACUGACCGCUGAGCGCCCGGACCCAAUGGUCGCCGUCAUCUGUGGUGCCAUGACAAAAGCCCACUUGGCUAGCGAAGCCUGCGAGUCUGAAUACCGCAAGGGUAUUGAGAAGGGUCAGGUACCUGCCAAAGACGUCCUCAGCACCGUCUUCCCAAUUGACUUCAUCUAUGAAGGCUCGCGCUAUAAGUUCACCGCUACUCGCUCCAGCAUCGACAGCUAUCAUUUGUACAUCAACGGUAGCAAGUGCACUGUUGGUGUUCGUGCACUAGCUGACGGUGGACUUCUCAUCCUGCUCGACGGACGAAGCCACAACGUCUACUGGAAGGAAGAAGCGGCUGCCACCCGUCUCUCCGUCGAUGGCAAGACCUGUCUUCUUGAGCAGGAGAAUGACCCCACCCAGCUCCGAACUCCUAGCCCUGGUAAGCUAGUCAAGUUCACCGUUGAGAACGGAGAACACGUCCGUGCCGGUGAAGCAUUCGCUGAAGUUGAGGUCAUGAAAAUGUACAUGCCCUUGAUCGCCCAGGAGGAUGGUGUCGUUCAAUUCAUCAAGCAGCCCGGAGCUACUCUCGAAGCUGGAGAUAUUCUUGGUAUCCUCGCCCUUGACGACCCAUCCCGGGUCAAGCACGCCUCUCCAUUCACCGGCCAACUCCCUGAGCUCGGUCCACCACAGGUGCUGGGUAACAAGCCUCCACAGCGCUUCAUGGUUCUCCUCAAGAUUCUCCAGGAUAUCCUGCGUGGAUAUGACAAUCAAGUCAUCAUGGGAAGCACCUUGAACGAACUCGUUGAGGUCUUGCGCAACCCAGAACUUCCAUAUGGAGAAUGGAACGCAUAUGCUUCUGCCCUGCACUCUCGCAUGCCACAGAAACUCGAUGCCCAGAUGACACAGGUCAUUGAGCGUGCAAAGACCCGCAAAGCGGAUUUCCCAGCUGCCCAACUCCUCAAGACCGUUACCCGCUUUAUCGACGAGAACGUCAAGGCUGCCGAUGCCGACACCCUGCGAGCUACCAUUGCGCCUCUCCUUCAAAUCAUUGAGCGCUACAAGGAGGGCCUCAAGGUGCAGGAGUACAAGAUCAUCGUCUCCCUGCUUGAACAAUACUGGGAGGUCGAGCGCUUGUUCGCACAAGGCAAUACUCGUGAUGAGAGCGUUAUCCUGAAACUCCGUGACGAGAACAAGGAUGACAUCUCAAAGGUCAUUCAGAUUGUGCUUUCGCAUAGCAAGAUCGGAUCCAAGAACAACCUCAUCCUCGCCAUUCUUGACAUGUAUCGUCCCAACAAGCCUAAUGUUGGCAACGUUGCAAACUACCUCAAGGCUAUCCUCCGCAAGUUGGCUGAACUUGAGUCUCGCGCAACCGCCAAGGUUGCUCUGAAAGCCCGUGAGGUGCUUAUCCAGUGUGCUCUUCCCUCUCUCGAGGAGCGAGUUGCUCAGAUGGAACACAUCUUGCGUUCUUCUGUGAUUGAGUCCAAAUACGGAGAGACUGGCUGGGAUCACAGAGAACCUGACCUUAAUGUUCUCAAGGAAGUCGUUGACUCCAAGUACACUGUCUUCGAUGUCCUGCCGCUCUUCUUCGCUCACAACGAUCAGUGGGUCUCCCUCGCAGCAUUGGAAGUCUAUGUUCGUCGCGCUUAUCGUGCCUAUGCCCUUAAGGGCAUCGAAUACCAUAACACAAGCGAAGCACCAUACUUCGUCUCUUGGGACUUUAUCCUCCGCAAAGUGCCCCAUUCCGAAUUCGGUUUGUCCGCCCAAUCAACUGUGUCAUCUGUUCCAGGCACGCCAAUCUCAGAAAUCAAUCCCUUCAAGAAGAUUGGAUCUAUCAGCGACAUGGCCUUCGCCAACAAGGGAUUGGGUCCCGACGAGGCGACGAGAAAGGGUGUUUUGAUUCCUGCGCACUAUCUCGACGAAGCUGAGGAGGUUCUCUACAAGGCACUUAGUGUCUUCCCACGCGUCACUCCUGCUUCAGCCAAGCCAAAGAAGAACGGUUCUCUGCCUGAUCGUAGCAGGCCUGUGCCACGUUCUGAGCCUGAUGAAGAACUUACUGGUGUCUGCAACGUUGCCAUCCGUGACGUUGAAGAUUUGGAUGACUCCGAGCUCGCUUCUCGCCUUACCGCCCUUGUCAACGAUGCAAAGGCUGAACUGCUUGCUCGUGGAAUUCGCCGUCUAACCUUUGUCUGCGGCCAUGAGGAUGGCAGUUAUCCCGGCUACUUCACCUUCCGUGGACCAACCUAUACCGAAGACGUCAGUAUCCGCCACAGUGAACCAGCACUUGCCUUCCAGCUUGAACUUGGCCGUCUGUCUAAAUUCAAGAUCAAGCCUGUCUUUACUGAAAAUCGUAACCUGCACGUUUACGAGGCUAUUGGUAAAGGCCCAGAGCUUAGUGAUAAUGCGGUUGACAAGCGCUACUUCACUCGUGCUGUCGUCCGCCCCGGCAGACUACGUGAUGACAUCCCAACAGCAGAGUAUCUUAUUUCUGAAGCCGACAACCUAAUGACUGAUAUUCUUGACGCCCUUGAGAUUAUUGGCAACAACAACUCCGAUCUCAACCACAUCUUCAUUAACUUCACUCCUGUCUUCCCCUUGCAGCCAACUGACGUCGAGAAGGCCCUGGCUGGCUUCCUCGAGCGUUUCGGCCGCCGUCUCUGGCGCCUUCGCGUCACUGGCGCUGAGAUCCGUAUCCUCUGCACUGACCCCGCCACUGGUUCACCUUACCCUCUCAGGGUGGUGAUCACUAACACCUCUGGCUACAUCAUCCAAGUUGAGCUUUACGUUGAGCGUAAGUCUGAAAAGGGAGAAUGGAUCUUCCACUCCAUCGGCGGCACUACCAAGAUUGGAUCCAUGCACUUGCGUCCCGUCUCGACUCCUUACCCAACCAAGGAAUGGCUACAGCCCAAGCGUUACAAGGCCCAUCUCAUGGGUACUCAGUACGUGUACGAUUUCCCAGAGCUGUUCCGUCAAGCCUUCCAGAACAGCUGGGCUUCUGCCAUCGCUGAUCAUCCUGCCUUGGCUGAGAAGAGGCCUCCUCCAGGGGCAUGCAUCGAAUACUCUGAACUUGUUCUCGAUGAUAGAGAUAACUUGGCUGAAGUCUCUCGUGAACCCGGAACUAACACCCAUGGUAUGGUUGGAUGGUUGAUCACGGCUAAGACGCCAGAAUACCCUCGCGGAAGACGCUUCAUUGUCGUUGCCAACGACAUCACGUACCAGAUCGGUUCUUUCGGACCACAGGAGGAUAAGUUCUUCUACCAAUCCCGUAUUGGUAUGGCUGAUGAACUCAUGUCUCAAUUCAGUGUUGCUUGGAAUAACCCUGAGAAGCCAGAGAGCGGAUUCAAGUACCUUUACCUCACGCCAGAGGUAGAGAAGCGUCUUGAGAAGGAGAAGAAGAAGGAUCUUAUCACUGAGCUUAUCACUGAAGAUGGCGAGGAACGCUAUAAGAUCACCACCAUCAUUGGAGCUAAAGAUGGCCUUGGUGUUGAGUGUCUCAGGGGUUCUGGUUUGAUUGCCGGUGCCACCUCCAAGGCAUAUGAGGACAUCUUCACCAUCACUCUAGUCACCUGCCGCUCCGUCGGAAUUGGUGCUUACCUCGUUCGCCUGGGUCACCGUGCCAUUCAGGUUGAGGGCCAGCCCAUCAUUCUCACCGGCGCACCGGCUAUCAACAAACUCCUUGGCCGCGAAGUGUAUACCUCCAACUUGCAACUAGGCGGUACCCAAAUCAUGUACAAGAACGGUGUAUCGCAUAUGACUGCCAACGACGACUUUGCCGGUAUUACCAAGAUUGUGGAAUGGAUGUCUUUCAUCCCGGAGAAGAAGGGUGCUCCAAUCCCCAUUCGACCAUCGGCUGACCCUUGGAACCGAGAGAUUACAUACUGCCCUCCACCCAAGCAACCGUAUGACGUCCGUUGGAUUAUUGACGGAAAGGAAGACGAUGAAGGAUUCCUUUCUGGUCUCUUCGACAAGGGCUCCUUCGAAGAGGCCCUUGGUGGCUGGGCUAGAACUGUCGUUGUCGGCCGUGCUAGACUUGGAGGCAUCCCUAUGGGUGUUAUCGCUGUUGAAACUCGAUCUGUCGACUGUGUCACGCCAGCUGACCCUGCUAAUCCUGAUUCCAUGGAAGUGCUCUCUACUGAAGCCGGAGGAGUCUGGUAUCCCAACUCUGCAUUCAAGACCGCCCAGGCUCUCAAGGACUUCAACAAUGGUGAGCAACUGCCCGUCAUGAUCCUCGCUAACUGGCGUGGUUUCUCUGGUGGUCAACGUGACAUGUACAAUGAAGUUCUCAAGUACGGUUCUUACAUUGUCGACGCCUUGGUUAAGUAUGAGCAGCCCAUCUUCGUCUACAUCCCACCACACGGUGAACUCCGUGGUGGCUCCUGGGUCGUCAUUGAUCCAACCAUCAACCCGGAUCAGAUGGAGAUGUAUGCCGAUGUUGAAGCGCGCGGUGGUAUUCUGGAGCCCGAAGGUAUCGUCAACAUUAAAUACCGUCGCGAUAAACAGCUCGAUACCAUGGCCCGUCUAGACCCCGAAUAUGGUGCCCUCCGCGAGUCUCUCAAGGACAAGUCUCUCGGCGCUGAGAAACUCUCCUCAAUCAAAGCCCAGAUGACCGAGCGCGAAGAAAGACUUCUGCCCGUAUACAUGCAGAUUGCCCUCCAAUUCGCGGACCUCCACGACCGUGCUGGCCGUAUGGAAGCCAAGGGUACCAUCCGCAAACCUCUUGAAUGGAAGAACGCCCGUCGCUUCUUCUACUGGCGCCUCCGCCGUCGUCUUAGCGAAGAGGUCAUUCUUAAGCGCAUGGCAGCAACGACUCAAGCCUCCACUGCUGCCUCACAAACGCCGUCUACUACCGCCGCCACUUCCCCCAUCCCCAGCCCUUCUAAUACCCCAUCUCCAGCCAACGUAUCUAGCAUCACCACUCCACGCUCACAGCGUGAUGAGAACCUCACCAAACUCCAAUCAUGGACCGGAAUCCCCGACGAUGAAUUCGAGUCAAAUGACCGUGACGUCGCGAUCUGGUAUGAAGAAAACAAGAAAAAUGUCUACGAGAAGAUCGAGGCUCUCAAAACCGAUGGCAUUGCUGCUGAAGUUGCUGCUCUACUUAUGGGUAACAAGGAAGGUGGUCUCCGCGGCGUACAGAAGGUUCUCAGCAUGCUACCCGAGACAGAGAAGGCUGCUGUGCUGAAAUACUUGGGCUCAUCGUGA